Molecule: messenger RNA, 1088 nt
Organism: Verticillium dahliae VdLs.17
Lineage: Eukaryota; Fungi; Ascomycota; Sordariomycetes; Glomerellales; Plectosphaerellaceae
Exons: 6
Coding region: 1-870 (289 amino acids)
Biological process (GO): dephosphorylation
Molecular function (GO): phosphoprotein phosphatase activity
Source: RefSeq, a predicted model, not a curated record
AUGUCAGCCUCUGCUUCCGUCACUUCUAUCUUGAACCUGCGCGAUGUGGGUGCGACAGUCAAUAACUUUCUGGGCGCGAGGGAGGGCCUUCUUUUUCGCUCAGCUCGACCUGAUGAGGCUUCCUCCGAGGACAGAGAUCGUCUGAAAAAUGACAUUGGUAUCAAGACGGUCGUCGAUCUACGCACCAAGACCGAGCAUCUGAAGCAGAUGCAAAAGCGUCAACCACUACACCAGCCUGGUCCCGUAGCCGCCAUCCAGACAAAUGAUGAUAUAGCGCAGAGUGUCAAGAUUCCUGGCCUGCACUACGUUAAUGUCAGCUUAGCGGGGAAGGGACUGGAGCGGCAUCUCGCAUGGCAGCUAUCGUGGUGGAAUUUUUUCCAACUCAUAUUCUACCACAUAAUCGGGCAACGCGUCAAGGUUAUGGCUAUCAUGGGUCGUGAAGUCUUGCAGGUGCGAGGCCUUGUUGGGCUCGGGCUUGAUACCCUCGACUAUUGCCAUGGCGAGACCGUUCAGGUCCUUCGAACGUUCCUCGACCAGCAAGCUCUUCCGUCUCUUGUCCACUGUACGCAAGGGAAGGACAGAACUGGCUUGAUCAUCGCACUCGUUCUCAUGAUCUUGGAUGUUCCGAUCCCGGCCAUUGAGCACGAUUAUGCGCUGACGGACGCGGCACUCAAUGCGAACCAGGACGUGCGGUUCAAGGAGAUACAAGAGGUUGGCCUCUCAAAGAGCUGGGGACGUACGGACCCAAAUAUGAUCAAGGCGAUUGCGGAACAUAUAACAACCCACUACGGUGGACUGGACCAAUAUCUAGAUCUUAUAGGGUUUGGCCAGGACCAGAGGGACAGGCUGAGAGAGCUUCUGCUGUACUGAACACUGGAGAAGCAAGUCUGGGUACACGCACGCUUUUACGGAUUUUUGUAUUGGAUAUGAGCUCAUAUCUUCUUGAAUUUACCCUGCAUCCAGCAGCGGUACAUCCUCAACUUGCGGGCGCGGUUUACGAGCAUCCGCCUGUCAACACCGAGAUCCUCAAUCUCAAACAGCUCCUUUGUAGCAGCUUCACCCUCCUUCUCAACGACACCCUUCCAGAU